CAAAAACAUUUCGAUAUGGCAGCAAGUUAUCAAAGUAAAAAAGUUAGACUUUUAAAACAAUUGAAAUUAAUAAUGGCCAAACAGUACCUCGCUGCCUUUUUGGUGGCAUUUUUCUGCGUCACAGCUUUUGCUGCGCCCUACGCAGAGCAAACUGAGGUGACCGGCAGAGCGGUUGCACCCGACGGUAACGACUAUCGUUUGCCAACGAAUAUACUUCCAUGGAAUUACAAGAUCAAGCUUACGCCGUAUCUACUGGAAAGUGAUGGCAAUAAACGAUUCACUUUCGAUGGUGAAGUUACCAUUCAAAUCAAUUCAACCAUCAAUACAAAAACAUUGAUUAUGCAUACGAAAAACUUAAAUUAUACAACUAGAGAAUUAUGGUCUGAAGACGCACCCGACAACAAGACUAGCUUGGGCGCGGGCACGUUAAAUGCAGUCACUGACAAAAUCCAAUACGAUUUGACGACAGAAUUGGUAGCGAAUAAAACAUAUUUCUUGCAUUUCGUCUAUACUGGCACCAUGGAUGAUGACAUGUCUGGUUUCUACCGGAGCUCCUAUGUGGAUUCUUCGAAUAAUACAAAAUGGAUUGGUUCUACGCAAUUCGAAACGACUGAUGCACGCCGCGCCUUCCCCUCAUUCGACGAACCAAAAUUCAAGGCUACCUUCGACAUGACAAUUAGACGUCCAGCAUCCAUGAACUCUUUUGGCAACACUCGCAUUUCCAACAAAAUCACUGACGGCAAUUAUGUGGAGGAUGUGUACGUGCAAACACCACGUAUGUCCACUUAUAUUCUCGCUUUCAUUGUAUCCGAGUUUGCGGAACGCAGUAACACUAAUUUCGGUGUAAUUGCACGACCUGAGUAUUACGAUCAGACUGAAUAUAGUUAUACUGUUGGUCAACAACUUUUAGCCGCUCUCAACAGCUACUUUGGCAUUAAUUAUUACGAAAUGGGUAAUGAUAAAAUGCAUAUGGCUGCAAUUCCUGACUUCUCUGCCGGUGCAAUGGAAAACUGGGGUCUCUUAACAUACAGAGAACGUACCUUGCUGUACGAUCAAGAAUCGACAACGCUCAGUGCCAAGCAAUCGAUUGCCACUGUGGUGGCACACGAACAGACCCAUAUGUGGUUCGGUGAUUUGGUUACUUGCGAUUGGUGGAGUUAUACAUGGUUGAAUGAGGGUUUUGCACGCUAUUUCCAAUACUUCGGUACAGCUAUGGUUGAAACAGAAUUGGGGCUAGAUCAACAGUUUGUUGUCGAUCAAGUACAAGUUGUAAUGAGUAUGGACUCAACCAAUAACACGAAUCCGAUGAGUGAGAAACAUACCCCAAGUGAUCUUUCCCGCAUGUUCAUAGUAUUUUCCUACAAUAAGGGCGGCAGUAUUAUACGCAUGGUCAAGCAUGCUAUCGGCGAGGAAAACUUCAGGAGAUCGCUAAACGAUUAUCUAAACCAAAGUAUGUAGCUAUGUAUAUAUCAAUACACUAACACCAUUCCAGCUAAUCUGCUAACCAUCUGGCAACAAUACUGGCCGGAGCAGACUAGAAGUUUUGCUGAAAACGUAUUUAACAGCUUUACGCAACAAGUCGGUUAUCCGCUCAUCACUGUCGAAUUGUCUGCUGACAGAAGGUUUCACCGUUAAGCAGAGCGUUUCCUGCUCAAAGAUCGUGAUACUGCCAACAGAAUUGCUCUACACUGUCCCAUCUCAUAUACAACUAGCGAUGCGAAAGAUUUCAUAAAUACAACUCCCAAAUUUUACCUGGAGGCAUAAACCCCAGUCACAUUUGACUUAACAAACAGCAUCGAAUGGAUCAUACUAAAUAUACAGGAGUCUGGCUAUUAUCGCGUCAACUACGAUGACAGUACUUGGGAUGCCAUACAUCAGGCAUUGCACUCUGCUAACUGGGGUAGCAUUCACGAACUCAAUCGUGCUCAAAUAGUCGAUGAUUUGCUCAACUUGGCGCGUGCUGAUAUCUUGAAAUACGACAAAGCAUUGGAAGUGCUCGAGUAUUUGGAGAGUGAAACAAAUUACCUUCCUUGGACUUCGGCCUUUAAUGGUUUCUCAUACAUAAAUAUUCGCCUUGGUAGCGAUACUAAACAAUUUUCCGAAUACAUACUUGAACUAACGAAAACGGUAUAUGACAAGCUUGGCUUUGUGGAGAGUACCUCUAACAGUGCCUUGGAUAUCUAUACUCGUGCUAAAGUGCUAUCGUGGUCCUGCAAGUUCGGCAAUGAAGAGUGUAUUAGCAAAUCAAAAGAAUAUUUUGCAAAAAUUAAUACAACUCCAGUGCCUGUGAAUAUCCGUUCGGUUGUAUACUGUAAUGCUUUGCGUUACGGCAAUGAAAGCGAUUACGAUACAUUGUUCAACAAAUUUUUGACAAGUAACUCAGCGACUGAACAAACCCUGAUACUCAGUACAUUGGGUUGUGUUAAAGAUGAAACCCUGAUUCAGAAAUAUUUCAACGCCAUUCUGAGUGACGAUAUUCGCCGUCAGGAUAAAUCGAGUGCACUGUCCAGUCUAUACACCGAAAAUAAUGAGAAUGUCGGUCCAGUUUUCAAAUUGGUCACGGAAAACUAUGAAAAACUGGCGGAUGCAAUGGGUAGCUACUCUUCCGUUGCCACUGUAAUCUCUAAUAUUGCCUCUCGUUUUACCACCGAGAGUGAAAAACAGAGCCUGAAGGCUUUCAACGAUCAGAACAAGGAUAAAUUUGGCAGCGCCCAGUCCAGACUUGUGUCAGCUGAAAACACAGUGGAAGAGAAUUUAGUAUGGGCCACAAAUAAGUUGGGACAAUUUAGGACCUAUUUAAAUAACCGCAACGGCGCUGCAACCAACACAAUUGCCAUUCUGACCAUGCUUGUAUGUGCUCUCGUUGGUCGCUUCCUGCAGUAAGUUUGGUUCCUGCUUCCUGGUUGUACAUACUUACACGUAGUUGCGUACAGUAGUUCUAACAAUUAGAUUAAAUCUAGAUAAAAAUACGUUCUUUUUAGUUUGUUUGUAAAUACAUUUGUAUAUAUGUAAGUAUGGAGUAAAAUUUGAAAUGUCAUUAAGCCAAUUUCUUGUGAAUAAAACGAAUAUGAGCUUUAUAACAAUCGAAA
Bactrocera oleae (olive fruit fly) is the source of this 3089-nucleotide messenger RNA. Lineage: Eukaryota; Metazoa; Arthropoda; Insecta; Diptera; Tephritidae. The record is from RefSeq and is a predicted model, not a curated record.